Molecule: messenger RNA, 2416 nt
Organism: Scophthalmus maximus (turbot)
Lineage: Eukaryota; Metazoa; Chordata; Actinopteri; Pleuronectiformes; Scophthalmidae
Gene: srm
Product: spermidine synthase
Exons: 8
Coding region: 117-986 (289 amino acids)
Biological process (GO): spermidine biosynthetic process
Cellular component (GO): cytosol
Molecular function (GO): spermidine synthase activity
Source: RefSeq, a predicted model, not a curated record
AAACGGCCGAGCGUCACGAGCCGCGUCGCGUCGCGUCGCGCUGGUGCUCACGUCGUCACGUUGCCACACCGCACCGACGAGCUCGCCGCUGUCGCUUGUGGCCGUCCGCCGCCGCGAUGGACCUCGUAAAAGACGGCUGGUUUACGGAGCUGUGCACGCUGUGGCCGGGGCAAGCGAUGAGCCUCCAGGUGGAGGAGGUCCUGUACCACCAGAAGUCCACGUUCCAAGAUGUCAUGGUGUUCAAGAGUAAAACCUACGGCAACGUCCUGGUGCUGGACGGAGUGAUUCAGUGCACGGAGAGAGACGAGUUUGCCUACCAAGAGAUGAUCGCCAACCUUCCACUGUGCAGCCACCCGUGCCCCCGGAAGGUUCUGAUUAUCGGCGGAGGAGAUGGCGGUGUGCUGAGAGAAGUGGUGAAGAAUCCUCUGGUGGAAUCGGUGGUUCUGUGCGAGAUCGAUGAGGACGUCAUUAAUGCAUCGAAGAAGUUCCUCCCGGGGAUGGCCAAAGGGUUUUUCAAUCCCAAGCUCACCCUCCACGUCGGGGACGGCUUUGAAUUCAUGAAGCAGAACCAGGACGCCUUUGACGUCAUUAUAACUGAUUCGUCAGAUCCAGUCGGACCUGCUGAGAGUUUGUUCAAGGAGUCUUACUAUCAACUGAUGAAGACGGCAUUGCGAAACGGAGGAAUUCUUUGUUCCCAGGGAGAGUGUCAGUGGCUCCAUUUGGAGCUGAUCAAGGAGAUGCAGACCUUCUGCAAGACUCUAUUCCCCGUGGUGGACUACGCCUACAGCACCAUCCCCACUUAUCCCAGUGGUCAAAUUGGAUUCAUGCUCUGCAGUAAAAAUCCCGAAACAAAUUUCAAGGAACCAGUGAAAGCUCUGGCGAAAGAAGAAAUAGAAAAUAUGAAGCUUAGAUAUUACAACCCAGAAAUCCACAAAGCCUCAUUCGUCCUCCCCGAGUUUGCAAGAAAGGUACUCUUUGACGCAUGACGGACAACAACAGACCACCAUGUUCAUCCUCUACCUGGCCCCUCAGUCCACUGAUGAACACACUUCCUCUCUGGCCUCUCCACCUCCGCAACGCAGCUCCGCUUCCACUGAAGCAGCCGCCUGAAUAUUUUGUGCGGCAGGCACAUAAUAAUCAGUGGGUGGCAACUUGCAGAUUUACACAGAGAACGUGUUAGCUUGUUCACUUCCUUCCAGCACAGUCGUGGUGUUUAUUUAUUUUUCUCAUGUCUGAUUAAUUUCUGCUCUGUAAUUGUCUUAUCAGCAAUUUGAUGGGGCCGGGCCGAGUGGGAAGAGCAUUGCAAUCAAACCUGACCUCACUCUGCAACAUUGUACUGUUUUAUUGGAUUCACUGCAUCUACACGUUAUGCAUUAUAUAGCAUACCAUAGAAAGUAUGUAUAUGUUCUGCAUUUUUAUUUGUAAUACUGGAUAUCAGCUUGUGCUCAUAGGAAGAAUCAGUCACCAUUGGUUAUUACUGUAUGUUCAGAAUACUGUGUCCUCUACAGACGGUCAAUCCAUUUGGAUUUUUUCAUAUUCAAUUGGGAAACCAUCGUCAAGAAUUUAUGAAGCCAACGCAAAUAAAAAAGUAAUUGCUUGUUUUUUUUGGUCGUUCAAUUUUAUGCUAAAUUAAAAAAAAAAAGGGCAUUGGAUCGAAUUUUAUUUUGUUAUUCAAUUUGUCAUAUUUGUGUGACCAGGAAGUUGAUGACAUCUUUAUUUGAUCAAUUUGCAGCAAAUAUAUUUGGUCAAUGGCUGUAUUCUAUUUAAUGUAAUGAAACAAGCCUUUAUUAGAUAUUUUUGUUUUAACUAAACAAAUUGGGUUUUUUUCAUCUUCCGAUUUUGGAUUCUUGAUUGAAUAUGACAAGAAUAAAUGAUGUUCGGAUGAUGAUCCAUCUAGUGCCUGAAAAAAGUUUUUUUUUCUGUUGUUGAAAAGGAAAUGUUCCCCCUCCGUAUCUACCGGUGUACCAGGAAGAUGGUGUUCUAGAUGAGUUUUCAUUCUAGACGACAGCUCAAAAGAUAUCGUCAUUGUAACUGAUGAUCUUUAACCAUCAAUUUAAUGUUGAAUGCUGCAACGUUAGUUGAAAAAAAUUGCAGUGUUGUAUCGGAGCUUUGCAAUGCAAGAAAUGUGUUUUUAAGAUUCAUUAUGCAAUUAUAACUUGCAGUAUAAGGUAUUGACCACUGGCAGUAAGCUUGUACCCUAGUAAACCUGAAUGCUACAGUCUCUCUGCAGGAUGCUGCUGGUUCCCCUGUCAACGGGAAUCUAAUGUCUCAGUGUGGUUUAUUUGUUUGCUGAGCUAACGUCAAAGACCUUCGGUGGAUACCUAUUACUUAAAAAUCCACGGCGUCAUAUUCGAGCAAUGAAUUUGUUUUUAUAUUAAUUCUGAACUGUAAUAAAAUUGAUAACAAAAUGAAAAAA